This is a messenger RNA of Plasmodium vinckei vinckei, 1101 nucleotides long. RefSeq names its product transcription elongation factor s-II, putative. Lineage: Eukaryota; Apicomplexa; Aconoidasida; Haemosporida; Plasmodiidae. Gene Ontology annotation, biological process: DNA-templated transcription. Gene Ontology annotation, molecular function: zinc ion binding; nucleic acid binding. Bases 1 to 1101 code for a protein of 366 amino acids. The record is from RefSeq and is a predicted model, not a curated record. The transcript has a single exon. Gene Ontology annotation, cellular component: nucleus.
AUGAGUGAAACAGAUAAUAUUACAAACAUAAAAAAUAUACAAGAACGAUUGAAAGAGCAUGAAAACAAGCUCGAAUGUGAUAAUGAAGUGAUAGAAGAAUUCGAUGAUGCUACAAUAGAAAUAAUUAAAAAAGAUUUAAUUUUACUAAAGGAUGUUGAAAUAAAUAAAGAUAUACUAAAACAAACAAAAAUUGGUGUAACAGUUAACAAAUUUACAAAAAUAAAUAAUGAAUGUAUAAAAAAUAUAUCAAAGGAACUUGUAGAUAAAUGGAAAACUAUAGCAAUAAAAGAAAAAAACUCAAAUAAAAAUUUGGAAAAUAUAAAAAAACGAAAACAUGAUGAAGCUGAAAAUUUUAACAAUAAUAUUAAUGAAAAGGGACCGGAAUUAAAAAAAAAAAGUGCUCCAAUCAACCUGGAUAAUGAUAAUUCGACACAUAUAAAUGAAGACAAAGGAAACAACGGGAAAAAUAAUACUAAAUCUUAUGGACAAAAUAAUAAUGAAAAUAAAAAAAUUAAUAUAGUAAAUAUAGAAGAAAUGCAACAUUGGAAUUACAGUGGGAAAUUUCAUCAUGAUGUUCUUCGUGAUAAAGCAAAACAAUUCUUGUUUAAAGCAUUUAUUGUAGGAUCUCAUGAUAACUUAUUACAUUUAAUCGAUCGAAAUAAAUUAGAUAAUAUAAUAUAUAAUAUAGAAAAUGAAUUAUACAAAAUAUUUAUUGAAAAAAAAAAUUCACAAAAAGAAUACAAUAUGCAAUUAAAAUCAAUUAAAUUUAAUUUAUCUGAUAAAAAAAAUCCAAACUUUAACGAAAAAAUAUACGCAGAAUAUAUUUCUGCUAGGACAUUAGCAACUAUGAAUUCACAGGAUAUGGCUAGCGAUGAAAAAAAAAAUGAAAGACAAAAAUGUCUACAAGAAAGUUUAUUGGCUUGCCAAUCUGAUUGGGAUGUUAAAAAUAUUCUUUUAAAAAAAGAAAGAAAAGGAGAAUUCCAAUGCUUUAAAUGUAAAGGUUAUGACACCGUAUAUCAACAGUUACAAACAAGAAGUAGUGAUGAACCGAUGACUACCUUUGUAACAUGUUUAAAGUGUAAUAAUCGAUGGAAGUUUUGA